AAAGUAAUGUAACUUUGUCAAACUUAAGAAAUAAUGACCCAAGUAUCAUCAGGGGAAACUGAAGCAGUUACUAAGAAGCCUGAAACAACAAAUGAACAUGAAAAACCCAGAGAAAAGAAGGAACGUGUUCGUCCUCCAACGAAGGUUGUGAUACGGAGAUUACCCCCAUCGUUAACAAAAGAUGCAUUUGUAAAUCAAAUAUCGCCUCUUCCAGAAUAUGACUAUUUUUAUUUUGUACGCCCUGACAAGAGUCUGGGACCAUUUGCUUUUUCCAGAGCAUACAUUAAUUUCACCAAGCAGGAAGAUAUAUUUACGUUUAAAGAGCAGUUUGACAACUACACUUUCUUGGAUAAGAAAGGCAAUGAAUUUCCAGCUGUGGUGGAGUUUGCCCCAUUCCAGCGUUUACCCAAGAAGCGCCUGGGUCGAAAAAGAGAUCCCAAAAUGGGCACAUUGGAGGAAGACCCAGCAUAUAUCAGCUUCAUUGAGAGUAAAGCAACUAAACCUACUGAGACUGGGUCAACUCAGCAUUGUUCUCUUGAAUAUUUUCCUCCACCUGAGAAAAAGAAAAUUACUACUACACCACUUCUGGACUUCGUGCGGCAGCGCAGAGCAGAGAGGCAGCGUAUGCGUGACGAACGGAGAGAAGAACGGAGGAGGAAGGAACAAGAACGGAAGAGACUGAAGGACGCCGACAGAGACAGGCGCCGGGGAACUGUGAAGCCUGACACUGGCUCUUCUCGGGAAACGGCGUCCGAUUCUGUUCUCAGGGUGUUACGUAACCCUGAGCACGAGAAAGAGGUAAAGGAUGAUGGCGGCAGAGGGGGAGGAAGCAAGGAGGGCAGGGAUAAAGUACCACAGCCAGGGACCAAGAAGAGGGAAGAACAGCAACGUACCAACAGAAACAAGGACCAUGAAUGGAAAGAAAAACCAUUUCAGGAGACUAGGCAAAGGGAGAAUAAAGGACAGAGUAGUAUCAAGAGCUACCGUGACGACCGACAGAAGCAGAUGGAAAUAAGAGCACAGCGGAGACUACCUGAUGAUCAGCGUAGGAAAACGAGUUUUGAACGUGGACAAGGACAUGUGAAAAUGAUUGGGUCUCACCAGAGUCUUGAAUCAGAGAAAGGCCAAGGCUCUUCUAAGACAUCUGAUACCAGGCGAAGUCAAGAAUUUGACCACAGUUCCACCAAGUCAUCUGACACCCAUCGAAGUCAAGAAUUUGAACGUAACCAAGGAUCAUCUAGGACUAAUGACUUGCACAGACAUCAAGAAUAUGAUCGCCAGACACAUUCCAACAGAGAUAUGGAGCAUCGAAAGCAUUAUCAGUCUAGUGACCUAAGAAAAACGCCAAAUGAAAGGUUCCAAAGUCACGUCAAAGAUAGUGAAAAACCAAGUAAAGAUAGUGAACGACGAAAAAGCUACAGGGACUCAGAAUCCAAAAGAAUCCAAGGUUAUGCUAGAGAUGUUGACCAGAAGAAACAUUUCUAUAACGUGAAAACAUCUCGAAACUAUAAUGAAGCUGAUUCUAAGAAAACUUCUUCGGAUCACAGGAUUCAUUUUAAAGACAGUGAUCAGAAGGUCAUUAAGGAGCCACUGGAGGAAAAUGUGAAAGCACAGAAGCAGGAUGAGUCUAAGAAAUGGGAACAAAUGGGUGCGAAGCCAAAGAGGAAAAUUUCACCUGAUACAAUGAAUAAACCAGAGUCAAAAUCAGACAGAGCAAAGGAACAAACAUUGAAUACUGAGAAGCCAGUAAAUGAAGAUCCAGACAGGAUAAAUUCUUUAGACCCUGCAGAUCAGAAAGAUGACCCAGAAAAUAAAAUGGAAGAGAAACAAGAAACUCUGAAGAAAGGAACGGAAAGCGAUUCAGAGGAACAGACACAACAGAGGAGGUCCUUAGAAUCAGAAAAAAUGUUUACCACUGAAAACACGGGUAAGAACAAGCAGGAGUCCUUAACUCCAGAGUCGGCGGAAUCCGAAGACAAGGCGAGGGCUGAAGUUUCGGGCGAAUAUAAAGAAAAUACGAUACUUCGUACAGGCCACAAGUACGGAGCGAAGCCGUCCAGGAGGAGGGGUUCCCUCGAUUCCAGCGAUCAUGAAAGUGAGGUUCAGGGUAACAAAGGCAUGAGCAGAAGCGCAACAGGUAGUGACUGGAGCGUGGACUCAAAACUGAAACGUAAUCAUUCCCUUGAACUGGACAUGGAUGCAGGGCAGAGAGAUGACAUUUUGAAAGGUUCCGUCUUGUUAGAGAAAAGUUCAAAAGAGAGAAGAAAAGAUGAAGACAAAGAUGAUAAAGAUAGAUCCACAGAUGCCUCUGGAAAUGGGACUGACGGAGAACACAAGAGAGACCCGAGAGUGGAAAGGAGAAUUCGUAAUAAGGAUCGUCCAAGCAUAGAGAUAUAUCGUCCAGGCAUGGGUCGAUUUAGUCUUCAGCGGAAGGAACGCGAAAGGGGCCCUGGUUCUGCUCCAGGGACAGCAGGCAGCAGUAUGGAACAAGAGUCCCCAUCAGGCAGUCCCUCACCAACCCCAACAAACUCCGCUCGAAUUACCACUUCUACCAAAACUACCAAGGGUGGAAAUGAACUACGUUCUAUGACUUUCAAACGCAGUGUAAGCCGCGAAAAAUAAAAUCUGGUGUCAAAGAAGAAUCGGACCCUGUCAAAUCCAUUUCGUUAGCUACUCGGCCAUCAGAUGCAAGCAAAAUGUAAUUCAUCUUUGUGUUCUUUGGUUCCAAUAUGUUACUCUGUGUAUGAGGUACAGUCUUCUAAAUUUCUUUUGGAAGUAAUUCAUCCACAACAAUUAUAGAAUAUAGUCUUUUUGUUACAUGUUGAUUAUUAGGAUAUUUACAUCAUAUUGAUUUGAAAUGUUCAGUAUCCUGAUUCAUAUAGAACAGACAGCAAUAACAUGACCCUCUUUAUUGUAUAAACUGUACUCUUUGAUUCAUGGUGGUUUAACAUUUGGCCUGAAGAAACUGGGAAUCAUUGCUUAUAUCAUGUCAUGAAGUAAAUGGCAUUUAUUUGUGUAAUUUCAUUUCCAUAUGUCUUCAUAAUAUGCUGCCGUGAGACAUUUUCACCUUUACAUACGCAUUCGAAUGUUAUAGAAACAGAUUACGGACAAAAGAAAUCAUAAUCAUUCAUCAUUCAUGCUUUGAAACUGUGUAAUUGAUAUGAUAUUAAAAUUUGCUGUUAAUUCUGUAAUGUGUAACAUGAAUUAUGAUUGUGUCA
Molecule: messenger RNA, 3218 nt
Organism: Zootermopsis nevadensis
Lineage: Eukaryota; Metazoa; Arthropoda; Insecta; Blattodea; Termopsidae
Biological process (GO): positive regulation of translation; nuclear-transcribed mRNA catabolic process, nonsense-mediated decay
Cellular component (GO): cytoplasm; nucleolus
Molecular function (GO): mRNA binding
Source: RefSeq, a predicted model, not a curated record